Messenger RNA from Cheilinus undulatus (humphead wrasse), 1987 nucleotides. It is a transcript of the gene cbll1, whose product is annotated as Cbl proto-oncogene-like 1, E3 ubiquitin protein ligase. The record is from RefSeq and is a predicted model, not a curated record. Bases 87 to 1676 code for a protein of 529 amino acids. Gene Ontology annotation, molecular function: ubiquitin protein ligase activity. The transcript is spliced from 6 exons. Gene Ontology annotation, biological process: protein ubiquitination; regulation of cell adhesion. Lineage: Eukaryota; Metazoa; Chordata; Actinopteri; Labriformes; Labridae.
UUCCAUCAAGGCUAACAACACCUACAAGAGUAGAAUGAAGCAUGAAGAAAGCCCAGCAGAAUUGAGGGCUGACUUGCAACAUAUUGAUGGGUCUCACAGCUGAGUCAUAUGUUAUCAUCACCUGUCCUUUCAGUCAGAGCCGAGAUUGCAAUCCCACAAACAUGCAGCACACAGAAACAUUGCUGGCCAUGUUAAAGCAGAUUCAAAGGAGUUCAGUGUGUUGCGGUGAAAGAGCCACAGACAAUGAUCUUCAAGGCAGUGAUGGCUCUGGGAGUUUGGGAGGCCCAGAUGUCAGGAGAAGAAUCCCCAUCAAACUCAUUUCAAAGCAGCCACUAAGGAGCAAACCUCCACCGCGCACCCAGAGACCAAGCAGCAGGCCAUGUAAAAAUGAGCCUGGAGACGACGAUAAUUUUGUCUUCAAACAAGAGGAGCGGUUUGAUUGUGGUGCCAAAGCAGGAGAUGUGUUUGCAAGUCAGAGGAGAUUCCCCCAGCAGCUGUUUUGGGACUACAAGUUAAAUUUGAUUGGAGAAAGGGAUGAAAUACCCAUUCACUUCUGUGAUAAAUGCGGCCUACCAAUCCAGCUCUAUGGACGUAUGAUCCCCUGCAAACAUGUUUUUUGCUACGACUGUGCUUUACUCCAUGAGAAGAAAGGAGAUAAGAUGUGCCCGGGUCUCACCUUGUAUAAUUGCACAGACCCCGUGCAGCGCAUCGAGCAGUGCCAGCGUGGCUCCCUCUACAUGUGCAGCAUUGUUCCGGGAUGUAAACGCACCUACCUGUCCCAGCGUGACCUGCAAGCUCAUGUCAACCACCGUCACCUGAGGGCCGCCAAGUCUGGAAGUCGCCAGGACCAGGUCCACAUGCCCCCUUCAUCUGACAUCCCCGACCGCUUCCGUGUGCCUCCUCCUCACCUCCCCAAGAACCACGUCCACCUCCCCAACCCGCUCCAACACGGCGGCCACGACCCCUACAGCCAGCCGCCCCCUCCUUCUGCUCAUGACGCCCCGCCACCAUCUUCGGGUCUUGGUCCUGAGACGUUCCGCAUCGCCACGGUAACAACACGUAAACACAGUAAUCUCAUCACUGUGCCCAUCCAAGAUGACUCCUCCUCUCGGGAGCCUCACUCUGGUGGCCCUGGUCAGCCCCCCCACCACCACCCUGGGGACUACCCUGGCCAGCCACCUGUAGUGAGCCACUCUCACCACAUGAUGGCGCCACCGCAGCAGCACUUUGGCCCCCCACCUCCACCUCCUCCGCCUAUCAGCCACCCCAUGCAGCAUCCUCCCCAGGGCUCCGGGACGCCACACAUGGUGUACAACCAGGCCCCACCUCCACCUAUGUCCACUGCUCCCCCACCUAUCACCCCUCCACCAGGGCAUAUCAUGGGCCAGCUGCCCCCUUAUUUGAACCACCCACCCCCAGGACCUCCACCACAACACAGUGGCCCUCCUGUGAACGCCCCGCCUCCCCAUCACUACAACCCCAGCUCCAUGCAACAGUUCCCUGAAGACCAGGGCACCCUCAGCCCCCCGUUCAGCCAGCCAGGAGGGCUCAGUCCUGGGAUGUGGCCAGCUCCAAGAGGGCCCCCUCCUCCACGAAUGCAGGGUCCCCCUCCCCAGGGUCAGAUGCCCGGACCACAUCACCCAGAUCAAGGCCGCUAUCGGCCGUAUUAUCAGUAAACUGCCAACUGACUGUACGGGCAGCAGUCUAUUUCUGUUCAACACCACCUGUCUGAUUAAUGUGAUAGUAAACCUCAGGGUUACAGGAUGUAGGACUUUUAUUUUGAUAAAACUGCCCCAAAGUAAAUGUGUCUGUUCUGCACAUUUAGUUAAGUGUACUGAACUCCCUGCUGAACAAACAUGGACAAGAACAGGAAUGUCCCCAUUUUCUAAUAGCGUAUGAUAAAUAUUUCUGUAUAUAUGUCAGCUGAUUACACGCAUAUGUACUGUACAUUGAAAGAUGUUAACUUUGUCUCAAUAAAUUUUUAACA